AAUUAUAUUUGUUAGGUUCGAAUGAUGGACUGACUGUUUUGCAGGUGUCGCCUGGUUGAGAAUGCUUUUCCUGCAUGACAUGGUCGGACUGAUAAGUUCAACAGCUGAUGGAGGAGUUGGCGAUGGAAGGAACGAUUCGUCGUGGGUGAUGAUGAACUCAAUGGUUCUUCACUUCACCAAGCACGAAUUAAUUUUGGUCAACUUCUGGAAGACUGGAACAGUCCUUGGUUUGUCCGUAUCUGUCCUUAUCGUUUUCUUGUUAAGCGUCGUAUAUGAAGCAGUUAAAGCUCUUCGCUUAUACUUUGCUCGAAAUCGUGCUGUUGAACGACAGAAUCAACGUAUUCAGUCAAAUAUUGUUAUUCGAGAAUCAUCAGAACAUGUCGAUAGCGUGAGCACCGAAAUGAUUUCAUAUUCACCUAUUCUUGGAUUUAAUGCCUAUUGUUGCAGUAUCUUUUUCGAUAAGCAUGAGUGGUUUGCAGACUUCGGGCAUUGAAACAACUUUUCACGUUUUAUCGAAUAGUGCAGUCAUUAUUAUACUUUACGCAGAUACUUUUGUCGUAUACCUUAAUGCUUAUCGCAAUGACUUUUAAUGUUUGGAUAAUACUUGGGAUUGUAUUUGGCGAAGCGACUGGUUACUUCCUUUUUUCCGAAGAACCAACUUCUGAUGAAGAACCGACAAGUUGUUGAUGCUGGCGAAUUUUUUCCUUCCGUUUAUUUUUACUCACUUUCAUUGAAGUAAAGAAUUUCAUAUUUCGUAUUUCGCUAGAAGUUGGUAACUUUACUUCUUACCAUGAUUAAUGUAUCAGAAUCUUCAAAAGAAACAGAUAUUAGUUAUUUCAAAAAUAAAGACAAAAAUAGAAGACAUGAGUUUAAAGUCUCCAGUUUUCGGAAAUAUUUCGCUUUUUGGUGGUGCAAUUUUUAUGACGUUGACAAUUUAGAGACUUGUAUUCUUGUAUUAUAUAUGGAUCCAUCUAUUAAUAUUUGCAUUAAUCAAUUUUACUUUCUCUCUGUUGUAAAAUGGAUUCAGUUUGCUUUGAAAUUAUAUGUUGUUAUGUGUUAAGCUCUUUGGAUACAUUGUUCUCUAAAUACAACGCGUUAUUUCCGACUAUGAUUUCCAAAUAAUCGCUUUUUUACUGAUGUUUUCAAAGGUUCUUUCAAUUCAAUUCUUUCAAAAAAUUUUUUCACUCUUUUUUCGUAAUUUGCAAUACAUUCGUAUUUCCGAUUUAGUAGUUUAUAUUUUUAUACUAUCACCUAAUGCGAUUGCAUUUCGUUUAAUGCUGUACAGCUUAUCCCAUUGAUUAGUUUACGAAAUUUAUUGCUCAUUUAACAUUUUCUAAUAAAAA
This is a messenger RNA of Loa loa (African eye worm), 1343 nucleotides long. Its product is annotated as ctr copper transporter, variant. The record is from RefSeq and is a predicted model, not a curated record. NCBI's taxonomy places the organism in Eukaryota, Metazoa, Nematoda, Chromadorea, Rhabditida, Onchocercidae. Gene Ontology annotation, molecular function: copper ion transmembrane transporter activity. Bases 62 to 493 code for a protein of 143 amino acids. The transcript is spliced from 4 exons. Gene Ontology annotation, cellular component: membrane. Gene Ontology annotation, biological process: copper ion transmembrane transport.